This is a messenger RNA of Cuscuta campestris, 1135 nucleotides long. The record is from the annotation of a GenBank genome assembly. Lineage: Eukaryota; Viridiplantae; Streptophyta; Magnoliopsida; Solanales; Convolvulaceae.
AGCUAUCGAGAAUGAAAUCUUAGAGAGCAUAGACUGUGAAGAUGUGAUCAACCAAAUUGCUCUCAAGAAUGCAAGGAGAACUUCUCGAAUUCUCGGCUAGCUUUUACGGUAUGUAAUUAUAACACUUUAAUUUUGUCAUUUAUUUUUUUCUUUUAAUAAUAUUGCGUUAUUUAUUAUUUAGAUAUAAUUAGUUUACAUAUGUGAAUUUUUUAGAUCAUUAAAUAAAAGUUUUUUAGGGCCUUUUUUCUUGUUUCGGCCCAGGCUGAUGAAUCCUCAGGACCGGCCCUGCGCCCGGUCCUGGAGGAGCGGGACGAACGACGCCGAUGUUCUCCGACUUGCCACGGCCCGGUAUCAAGAUGACGGGCACAAAGGCAAGGUGCCCAUUGAUCUUUGGAGGAUUUUGAGCCGUUCACAGAAGUGGCAACAACUCAAUAAUUCUGACGGCGGAUCGUCAAAGAAAAGAUCCUCUGUCGACGCCGAGGUUAAGGUCGAUGACACUAUCGGUUCGUCCGAACAAAGGCCUCCCUUCAACGUUGCGGAUCCUGAUGACGAGGAGCCCAUUCCACGGCCGAUCGGAAGAAAGAAGGCAAAAUCCAUUGCCUUGGGGUUCUACCGGAAGGAGAAGAAGAAAGACAAUGGCGGUUUGCAUUGCGUAGACAUUUACUUCGAGGCCAUUGUAAUAUCCCUUAUUCGAGGUCGAGACAUUCUGCAACUAAUUGAAGUGCUGGGACUGGGUACUGUCUCUAGUUGAAAAGAAUGGUGCGCAGAAGGGUAAUCAUAAGAACCAUAACAACCAAGCUAUAGAGGGCUUGGUUUUGGUGAAAAUGCCCAGGCCGAGCUAGAAAAGGGCUCGGGAAAACAUUGCAAAAGAGGAAAUUGGAUUCAAUUAACAUCGGUUUGUUUGAUUUCACUGAGAAGCUGCUCGAAAUGGAAGCAGAGAGCUUCGAGGAUGAAGCUAAAGAAGAAUCGAAAAUAACAAAUUUGAGAUUGUAGAGCAAAAGGUGAUUUAUUUUAGUUACAUAUCCAGGAGAUGUAGAUUUUUAAUAUACAACAUUAGCAUUUAGUACUACAGUAUUACAAUGUACUCCUUUCUUUGAAUUCAGACAAAUGUUGGUCAUAAAUUGCCUUUGAAUUC